AUGCCUCGAACUCUUAGCCGAGCUCAAGCCUACGACGUCCUGAGCUCGAUGGCCAACAUCGCCGGCUACCGGGCCAUGGUGGAGGCCAGCCAUCACUAUGGACGCUUCUGCGCCGGGCAGUUCACUGCUGCUGGCAAGGUAGAGCCAGCCAAGGUCCUCGUGAUUGGCGCAGGUGUGGCAGGGCUUGCUGCCAUUCAGCAAGCGAAGAACAUGGGUUGCAUCGUCCGCGCCUUUGACGUGCGUCCGGCCACCCGCGAGCAGGUGGUUGCUGCAGGAGGCGAGUUCUUGGAGGUCCAGAUUGAGGAAGAUGGCUCCGGGACAGGAGGCUAUGCCAAAGAGAUGUCCAAGGAGUUUAUCGAGGCAGAGAUGGAGCUCUUCCGUCAACAGUGUGCCGAGUGUGACAUUGUCAUCACCACGGCACUGAUCCCCGGCAGGCCGGCACCGAAGCUGCUCACAAAGGAGCACAUCGAUGGCAUGAAGCACGGAAGCGUCGUUGUCGACUUGGCGGCCGAGACCGGAGGGAACAUUGAAACCACCAGGCCCGGUAAAGUUUACGAGUACAACAACGUGACGCACGUCGGGCUGUCGCUCUAUGAGCACAUGCCCAGUCGCAUGCCUGCGCAGGCAUCGUUCCUUUUUGCCAACAACAUGGCCAAGUAUUUAUGCAGUAUGGGGCCUCCGGGCUACUUCUUCGUUGAUUAUGACGACGUACCGACCCGGGGAGCGAUGCUUUGUCGUGACGGCGAAUUGACCUGGCCUUGGAACCCGCCCAAGGUCGAAGCGCCACCAGCCAAGGAAGAGGAGGAGCCUGCUGAGGCCACCCUUGUGGCCGAGAUGAGCCCCGAGGAGGAGUCCUUUCAAAGCACCGCAUCCUCUGUGGCCCUUGUUUCGUUGAUCGUGAUGGCACUGCUGGCAGCGGGCACUGCCGGCCAGUCGGUGACGACGAUGCUCACCACGCUGGGACUGGCUCUCAUUGGUGGUGCACAGGUCGUUUAUGGCGUUGUGCCAGCGCUGCACUCGCCUCUGAUGUCGGUCACUAAUGCCAUCUCUGGGCUAACGGUUGUUGGCGGCAUCCUCAUGAUGGGAGGAGGCUACAUGCCCGAGACAUUGCCUCAGUGGCUGGCAGCUGCUGCUGCACUGAUCUCCAUGGUCAAUGUAGGAGGGGGCUUCGUCAUGACCAGGCGCAUGAUCGACAUGUUCAAGCGAGAGACAGACGUGUCCCAGUUUGCGGAGAUGUACGCUCUUCCAGCUGCGCUUUUCGUGGGCCUCUAUGCGGUUGGCACCUCCCUUGGAUACAUGGACUUGGCUUCUGAUGCUUGGUACUUCCUGAGAUUAGUGAUAAGAUUAGAUGACACUGGGAUACAGGGCGGUGCCACUUAA
This is a messenger RNA of Symbiodinium necroappetens, 1380 nucleotides long. Lineage: Eukaryota; Dinophyceae; Suessiales; Symbiodiniaceae. The record is from the annotation of a GenBank genome assembly.